This is a messenger RNA of Hippopotamus amphibius kiboko, 6186 nucleotides long. It is a transcript of the gene ZNF597, whose product is annotated as zinc finger protein 597. The record is from RefSeq and is a predicted model, not a curated record. The coding region runs from base 703 to 2019 and encodes 438 amino acids. Lineage: Eukaryota; Metazoa; Chordata; Mammalia; Artiodactyla; Hippopotamidae. The transcript has 4 exons. Gene Ontology annotation, biological process: negative regulation of transcription by RNA polymerase II. Gene Ontology annotation, molecular function: DNA-binding transcription repressor activity, RNA polymerase II-specific.
AGCAUGGGAGCGUGGAAGCCUAGCGGUGGCGGCAGCUCUCCGUCUCGAGGCUCAGCGGGGCGUCGCUUUCUUUUGUUUUUGCUUGGGUAGCGGGAGGCUUCCUGAGAUCUUUAGCCUCGGAGUCGACAGUGGGGCCCGGCCGGCCCCGGGGGUUGGCCUUUCCCAGGCCGGGCCGGGGAGACGAGUCAUACGCUCAGAUUUGUCUUGAAGCCCCUGUGGCGACUUGAAGAAGGCAUUACCACCCCCCGAGAUGGCAUCCACACUACCUACAACGGGGGCCCAGGACUGGAGAGAAGGAGGAAUGGGCCCGGAUAUGACGCUGCAGUGAGCUUAGCCAUGAGUGUGACGAGGAAGAAGGAGAGGAACCAGCAAAGGAAAGGAUGCUGAGAGAACACCGGGCCUCCUGCCCCGUUCACGAAUCUUCGUGGGCUGCUCAGUCUUCUCCUUUCCCUUAGAGCAUCCCUGCUUAAUGGUUUCCUUAAAGGUUCCCUGAGAGUUGUUCCCUCAUCUUUUCUCUUCUAAUAGGCUCUUCUAGAACCUCUCACAGUUUACCGUUUUGGUCCUUCUAUCACUGCCUCCAAAAUUAGGUCCAUUUUUACUUUGUUGUUCCUAAUCCCCACCUCUGGCCCUCAGAACCCAUUCAUACCCCCUACUCAGUACUCAGGGACCGUUUCCACCAGGCCCCUUUCUCCCUUGCCUCUGAUGUUUAUAGCUCUUCUUAGCCUUCCCAGACCGAGUAAGGAGGUAGAUUUCCAGCUUCUUGUCCUGAGAUGGGCUUUCCUGUUGUUUCAGGGACCAGCACUGUUUGAGGACCUGGCUGUAUAUUUUUCUCAAGAGGAGUGUGUGAGUCUGCAUCCUGCCCAGAGGUCCCUCAGCAGAGACACGACACAGGAGUGUUUGGAGAAUAUGGCCUUGAUGGGAGGAGAAGGCAAGAUUGAGAUUAAUCAGCAGCUAAAUCUAGAAUCUAUGAGACUUGAAAAGCUUGCCCUAGAAAAAUCCUCUGUUGCUGUGCCCCUUGUCUAUUACCCAGAAAAAUCCUCUGAGCAUGGAGUUGGAAACCUUGAAAGGAAAAUGUCAGAUGGAACUUCUGCUUGCAAGAGAAGGUUCAUAAGCCUUUUAGUUACCAUUGAAAACCAUACCCCAUUGAUAGAACUAUCUCAAUGUUUAGGAACAAGAGCACUUUCUGAAAUUCUUGAAUUUUCCGGGGAAGAAGCCAAAAAUUCAUACAUGUGUUCUGAAUGUGACCAAAGCUUCAGUGAUAGUUCAUACCUUGUUUCGCAUCAGAAAAUGCAUUCAGGAGAGAAAAACUAUAAAUGUGGUGACUGUGGGAAGAUUUUCAAUCACAGAGCCAACCUGAGAACACACAGGAGAAUCCACACCGGCGAGAAGCCUUAUAAGUGUGCCGAGUGUGGCAGCAGCUUCCGCCAGCACUCACAUCUGUCUCGUCACAUGAAUGUCCACGUAAAGGAGAAACCCUACAUCUGUGGCAUAUGUGGAAGAGGUUUCAUGGGGCUCCCAGGAUUGACACAGCAUCAGAAAACCCACGCCUCCAAAAAAGCCUGUGGUAAAUCUUUUGGUCAGAAAACAAACCUGUCUUUGCCUGAUAAAAGGCAUGGGUCAGCCAGGCAGCACCCAUGCAGUCUGACUGGGAAAUGCUUUGGGCAGCCCUCACACCCAGCCCUCCCCGAGAGGAGCCACAAGGACAACUCUGAACACUACAACGAUUGCAGGGAAAAUUUGCUUUUGUUCUCAAAAUUCAAACCCUUAAAGUGUCCUGAGUGUUCGAUGACCUUUCUUCGUUUCUCUGAGCUUAUCUCCCAUCAGAGCAUUCAUAGAGGGGAAAAGCCCCAUAAAUGCAAAACAUGUGCAGAAAGUUUUAUUCUGGACUCAGAGCUUGCAUGCCACCAGAAGAGCCACACAAGAGAGGAACCUUUUAAAUGCACCGUGUGUGGGAGAAGUUUCAGGUUGAAAACACAUCUCGUUGUCCAUCAGCGAACCCAUUCGCAAAACGCCAUGUAAAUAUAGCAAGUUUUCAUUAAUGCUUAUGCUUCUCAGUAUCUGAAAACUGGGGCACAGUCACCCUUUAUGUGCCAGGCACUGUGCUAAGCACUUUACACACAUUCCAUGUAACAUAUACUCUAAUUUUCACCACAGCCUUGAUUAAGGCACCGUUAUUUUCUGUUUUAUAAUCGAGGAAGCCUAGUCAUUGUCACAGCUACUGAACAAAGCCAGAAUUCUAACUCAGUGACUCAGUUACUAUCCAGAUUCCAUUUGUAUGAGCCAGAGAAAGAUAAAGAGCUUUUAAAAAAAAAUUCAGUUUUCACUAAAAUGAAGGUUAUUGCUAGAGUUCUUUUAGUUUUGUUUACAUGGUAUCUAAGUAAGUAUUAGAAGGAAAAUUUAUUUAUUGUUCGCUAGUUCUGCAGAUCUAGGAUCUAGAAAAGUAAGUACUUUUAUAUCUAUGUUAUACUUUUUUUUUUUUGCUGUAACAAUCUGAAUGUAAUAUUUGUAUGAGAUUAUUGUUUUACAUGUGAAUUUCUGGAGGGGUUUGGAAGCUUUCCUUGCCCCCCAUGUGAAGCAUUCCCAAAUGGGUUGGACUAGUUUGUGUCAAGAUGGCUGUUAGUAUCUGUAAAGUUAGUAUCCAUUCUCAGAUCUGAUGCCACUGGCCUUUGUGAUUCAAGUGUUUGGAAGGAAUUUUGGCAAUCUGACUAUAGCCCUUUCUGGUGCCUGGACUUGAGCAAGGGAAGGGUACUUGCUUCUCUCUAAGAGGAUUUAUUGAUACCUCCAAGUCUCUACCAAAACACAUUACCUGCCUUGCUAUGAAUAAUAGUAACUCUUAUUUAGUGCACAUACUAGAUACUUCAGGUAUAUUAUUUAAUUUGAUUUUCAGAAUAAAUCUGAGAGAAAAAGACUAUCCUCAUUUCAUAAAUGAGGAAAGAAGAGCCCACAGAGGGUAAAAUCAGUACCUUGCCCAAGACGCAAAAAUAGCAAUGUGCUGAAGCUGGCAUUUAACCGCAGGUCUGUGCCGCCAGAGGCUGUGUGUUCAGCAACACUGCGUUAUAUGUUGGCAUUUGUCCCACAUGUUAAAACUGCAGGCAGCUGGGGGGCUGAGAUGGGUGAGGAUGAUCAUCAUGGAGGCUGCCCUGUGCACAUGCUUAAUCCCAAGCCUGACUUAGGUGUGUGGUUACAAAGCAACAGAAAGACUCUCCAGGACUUCAGGUUCAAACUCCGUCUCUAUAAUCAGGGAUUGCAAACUCUACAGAGUAUAGUCUUUAAGGUUUCAGUUGAGUUUUGGUUUAAAAAAAAAGUUUUUCUUUCUCUAUAUCCAAAGAAAGAUACAUACCGAAAAUUGUUCGAGUUCAAUCAAAAUACUUGAAAACAGAUAGGUCUUUAGGUACUGCUGUUCCAUAUAAGUAUUGGAGCAAAAUAUUGUUUAAUGGAAUGGUUAUUAAUGUUCAAGAGGGGAUCUUAUAAAUGUACAUUCAUAUGGAAUUUCUCUUUAAAGCAAAAUUGUGUACCUAUCAGCAAAGCAGCAUUUAAAGGGGUUUUUGAUUGGGAUGUGAGAAUGGUCUUAUUCUAUUUAAAUAGUAUAAAAGUACAGCAUUUACUAACCCCAUUUAAUAAAAUGGGGUUACCACUGGGAAACCUCAGGAGUAAUAACAGGCCUCUUUAGGACUAAUUGGAGGAAAGUAGCACCUGGAAGAUAGGGUGUUUCUACUGAACCACAGAUUGAGAGCUGAAUGUACAGAAAGGUACUGGCUACUGCUAUAAGCUCUUAACACUGAUUAUAGGCAGGAAGAUACUGUUGAUGAGGAUAAGGGAAACCACAAUAGCCCUAACCCAGCUCACCCACUCCUUUCCCCCCUUUUCUCAUUCUUCUUUUGCUUCUUGUUUGCAGAUCCACAGUUGAGACCCUGUGCUGUCACAGGGUAUGUCAGGGUCACACUUGGCUCACUGUUUCUGAUGUCUCCACUCUUAGGAUACAGGACACCAGUCUGCCAGGUGUUCGAGGUGUUAAAUAAAAAAGUGAGGUCUCCUAUAGGUUUUUCUUCAGCAAGUGUCUCUCUGUCUGAGGUGCUCUGUCUUGUGUAUAAAGAUGGUCUCCAGUUAGCUUUCUUAUCAGCCAGCUCUGGGGUAUAAUGAUCUUUACUAAAUGUCAGAAGGUACUGUCUCCCUGCUCUCCUGCUUCUGCCUUUGGUGGGAGCAGCUGGUGCAGUGCCUCAUCAGCACCUAGUAGGGACUUCCAUAUUUCAGUUAACUGAAGAGUUGCAGGGUAGGGAAUGAAAUUGGGAAAGAGGCCCAUAGUAGCAGAGUUAAUGCAGAAAGAAGUAGAAAAGACUAUUUUAGAAGGCACUUGAACAGAAGGGGGAUGACCUGCAAUACAGAAGCUGUCAUCUUUUCCUUUGCUUCAAAGAAGGUAUGUGGGAAGGUGACAAUUUAUACCAUAAAUGCAGUUUGGCACUCAGCAUGGGAAGUCACCUUUCCAGGUGAGGUUUCCUUCACAAUUAACUUCAAUAUUUACAUUUUUUAAAAUUUUCUAGAUUUUGGAAGAUUAUACCAAACCACCGUAAGAGAUUUAAAAAAAAUCUUUUAUAAAGACAUUAAUAUACACAUGAGUGUAAUUAAAAGCCUUUUUGGUGUAAUAUUGUUAAUGAUUGGUAUGCACAGAAGAAAAAAAUCUGUGAGUGCCAGUUACUGUGAAAGAGGUGUAUUUUCAGUUGCUUUAUUGUGCACUUGCACUUAAAUACAUUUGCUGGAUGUAAUUCAAGCUGCUCUGAGCCCAAGGAGUUAAAGGAAGUGGUCAGUGUGCAUCAGUGACACCCAUGCUGUUUUUAUGGUGAUGGAUUUUUCACCUGUCUAUUUACAGUGUUAACUGACAGAUUCCACAGAUGGUCAGCUCAGAGACAUCAUGAGCCUACCAUGUUAGUUUUAAUGAAUACUUGGAUGAAGGUUAAUACAGGGGUGAAAAAGUAAAUGCAGGAGUUUAUCGCUAGGUACGGUUCGUUCAUGACAUUUUGCAGCGUGGAUGUUGACACAGGCAGAGUGAAAACUUUGUACUGAAGGAUUCAGUUGUUGAACAAAUUUCUUGGGUUUUGUUGUUGAUGCAGUGAUGAAAAUGUGUAUCAAACAAGUCCUUAAUGUGAUUGCUGUAAUAUCAGGUUCUGUAACAGCCAUCAUUGAUGAAAACAGCAUUAUUCCAAUAAUAGCAUGCAGAUGUUAACAGUUUACAUUUGGUAAUUAAAGAAACUGUGGAAUUUGUUAUUCUUAAAGGAGUUCAACUCAAAAUAGUUUUGUUUACAGCUCCGUUGCAGUAGGUAAUAGUCUAUUCACAUCUCCCCAUUUAACAUAGAACAUGACUAACCCAGUAAUUCAGGGGGUUAAAACUAAAAAGUGACGUUUCACAGCAAAUGCCAUUUUGAGUCUGACUCCUGCGAUUCCAUAUAAUAUUAAGUGGCAUUGUUCUCAUGACUGCAGCAUGUCAUACAAUCUGAUACUGCAGAUUUUGCUGAGUAAUCUGCCAGUUUACUGCAUAUGUGUACUAAGCAGGUUAUAGUUUAUCUGAAUAGCCUAUCUAAAAUUGUUCAUUAAACUUGUUUUGCCUAUAGGGUUUCCGUUGGAAAGUGUUUUUUUUUUUUUGGUGGCACAUGGGCUUAGUUGCUCCGUGGCCUGUGGGAUCUUCCUAGAGCAGGGAUCAAACCUAUGUCCCCUGCAUUGGCAGGCGGAUUCCUAACCACUGCACCACCUAGGACGCCCUGGAAAGUGUUUUUGCUUGGACCAUCUGUUUAACUAAACGAUCUUCAUUAGAAGUGUGUAUAUUCAUCUGUUUUAGUUUUAUAGAUUGAGAGGCUAUUGAUCUGAUACCAAGAUGACCAUUAUCCGAUAUCUUUUCACGGCCCAUCUCACUGCAGAUGUUUUGUCUUAUUUUUGACAUACCUCUAUUAACAGUCUGGGGAGGCUGGGGAUGUGACAUACAGUUUUAUAAACCUGAGACUAUGCUGCAAUCUUUAGUUCCUUUGGAUACCUUAGAAGUUAUGUUUGUUGGAGGCACUUGUGCUGUUUGUUUAAUGUGUUGAUUUUACAAUUUUUGGUGGUGUUCUGAUCUCUCUUAGCUCUAAAGAGGAAGCUCUCACUGGGCACUGAUUACUGUCUAUCUGAUGUGCAAUUUGGCAUGUAAUAAAUUUUUUUUAU